AUGAAGGGAACCUAUAAAAGAAGAGAAAACGGUGCUGCUAGCAGCAACAAGAAGUUGAGUGGGUCUUUUGGGAAGGGGCCAAACGGCUUUGGAAACGGGAACAACAGUGGUUCUGCCGCAUCUCUAUUUUACGAGAGCGCCGAAACUAACAAGCAAUUUACUGAUAGAUUUGAUUACUUAUUAGUUAACAGCAUUGGGAGUGAUGUUUUCGUUACCGUGGUGUCUGGUAUCCAGUACGAGGGGUUGCUUUUGGCUUGCAAUUUGAAGUCCACGGCUGGGCUGGACAUUGUCCUCAAGUACCCUAGAAGAGUCAAGGGAUCUUCAUUACCGAUCAAUGAGCAUGCAGAGAUGGACGAUACGGAUUUGGGGGAGACGUUCUUGAUUCAUGGUGCGGAUAUUGCUGAGCUGGAGUUGAAAAAUAUUGACCUGUCCCUGGACGAUAAAUGGGAGCAUGAGAAAUCAGAGCAGAACAAGAAGAAUGUAGAAGAGGAACAGAAGAGUAAGGAGAGGGAUGCCAAAAAAGAGUUCAAGACGGACGUUGAUAUUUCUGGUGGGAAGUCUGUCAGAGAAAGGGAGUUGAAAGCAUGGGUUCCAGAUGAACUACCUGCUACAAGCAGAACUUUGAACAGCCAAACUUUGGAAGAGUCCUCUUCAACCUGGGAUCAGUUCUCUGUCAACGAGAAAAAAUUUGGUAUCAAGUCCUCCUACGAUGAACAUUUUUACACAACGAAGAUUAACAAGGAUGACCCACAUUUUGAACAGAAAUUGAAGGAGGCGCAAAAACUCGCUGAGGAAAUUGAAGGCCAAGGUUCAUCCGGCAAUAUCCACCUUGCAGAGGAUAGAGGUAUUGCCAUUGAUGAUUCUGGCAUGGAUGAGGAAGAUUUGUACUCAGGUGUGGACAGAAGGGGUGGCGAGCUCCUAGCUUCUUUGAAGAACAAUGCCAGACCUACUGAGGCUACGAAGGGUAACAGAUACUUGCCACCCACUUUGAGAACACAGCCCCACCACACGGACCCUGCCAUUAUUUCGUCCUCAGGGGGUAAAACUGCAGACUCAAAAACUGUGGAUGAAAGCGAGAUUCCUGCACAAAUUGCCAAGCAGCCUCCUGCUAAGAAGGAAUCCGAGACCAAAGUCCGUGUUAGUGAAGAACACAAGGAGACCCCUACAGAGGUUCCACACCACGGCAAGGAGGCACAUUUACACGACUUUGGUAAAAAAUCGUCCAGAGAGCCUUCUGUUUCCAGAUUUUACAAGGAUUACCACCAAAGAGAAUCUCCUAAACCCAGAAUACCAUUACCAUUGACAAAGGAGGCUCAGAUCGAGGAGUUGAAAAAAUUUUCGCAGAAAUUCAAAGUUCCCUAUGAGGUGCCAAACGAUAUGAGAAGCGUUGUGAAGAAAAACGAGGAGGAAGCUGCUGAUGCUGCCGCGAAGUCGCCUUCUCCAAAGGACCAGAAGAAGGAGCUUUCUCGCAAGUCAAGCCAGCAGUCCCAGACCCAUUCCCCACCUGUGGCAAGAGGAACUACGCAUUUGAGAAGACGCCCACACGGAUCCUUCUUCAGUUCUCAACGGUUACAAAGUGCUGGUAACAAAGGUGCACUAUUCCAAGAAAACUUCAAUUUCUUCAAGCAAGCGAAGAAGGCGCAUGAUCUGGAAAAGGAGAUGGAACCAUUUUUUGUGGAGAAACCAUACUUCACUGCUCCUACUUGGAACGGGACCGUAGAGGAAUCUUACAAGACUUUUUUCCCUGACGAGCGGACUGCUAUCCAGGAAGCGCAAGUCAAGUUCCAAGAGCGUCAAUACAACAACAUGAGCGCGAUGGGUGGGUCCAUGAACCAACCUCAGUACAUGAUGUCCAGCGGCGGUGCAGGCGGCCCACAGAUGGGCAUGCCUCCAGGAGGGAUGAUGACUUUCCCAGGAGCAGGAGCAGGUGUCGACCCAAACAAUGUCGCUGGAGGUCCCCCGGGGGCACAUUCUCCAAACCCAAUGAUGGAUGGGUUCCCAGGAGGUGGAAUGUAUCUUCCAUUCCAACCACAACCCAUGUUUUACCCGUCGAUGACACCCAUGAUGCCGAUGAUGGGCGAGGACGCUACGAACAGCCCCUCACCCCAGGCGAUGUCCCCACACAUGCCUCCAGCGUACAUGAACAUGCCGUUUGGGUAUCCAGGUGCCAGUGGGAUGCCGCCAUUCCAGGGAAUGAUGGGCGCGGCGGGCAACGGAGGAGGUAUGCCUGGUGGUUCGAGCGGCAGUGGCCACAAACAUUACUACGGUCAUAAUAGCCACAGUAACGGUAACGCCCACCAUGGCGGCAACCAUCCUGUCCAUACUACACACCAUGUCAACAACCACAACAGCCAUCACCACAAGCCAAGAAAUCACAACAAGUAG
Huiozyma naganishii CBS 8797 is the source of this 2385-nucleotide messenger RNA. It is a transcript of the gene PBP1, whose product is annotated as Pbp1p. NCBI's taxonomy places the organism in Eukaryota, Fungi, Ascomycota, Saccharomycetes, Saccharomycetales, Saccharomycetaceae. Gene Ontology annotation, molecular function: RNA binding. The transcript has a single exon. The coding region runs from base 1 to 2385 and encodes 794 amino acids. Gene Ontology annotation, biological process: cytoplasmic stress granule assembly. Gene Ontology annotation, cellular component: cytoplasmic stress granule. The record is from RefSeq and is a predicted model, not a curated record.